CGGCUCAACAAAUUCAUUAAAAAGAUCCGUUUCAAAAAGAUUGAUUCUUUCACGAAUCGGACAUCCCUUUUAUGGGAUAAGCCUACACCAUAGUAGGUUUCCUUUGCUUUAGGAGCAGGGAUCACUUCUUGGUUUAUUCCGGGAGUUUUUGUAAUUCCGUUAGAAUGGAGAUCGACUCCGAGUCCCGCACCGACAGCACCAGCACCAGCACCGCUACUGACAGAACCAGUAAGAGCUCAAAUAUAGAGAGUUUAGGCUUGUCACACUCCAAGUUGGCUUAUGAUGGGAAUUUUAUUCGCUCUGCUUCUGGCGUGUUUAUGACUGGAGAAAUCGUGUUUGGGCUUCUGGUGUGGACUCUGAUUGGUGGGACGGAGUACCUCCAUGUUCCUGCAUUGGGAUGGGUAAUGUUUGUGUCAGUCUUUUAUUGGGUGCUUACUGUCAUUCUCUUCCUCAUAUACCUGACUAUGGCCCACACCAGGAUUCCCCAGAUCCCAUGGAAAAUUUUGGGAAUAUGUUUUAAUGGCAGCGCCUCUGUAUUGUACCUGACAGCGGCUGUGAUUUGUGCCGUAUCUUUGAAUGUGGCCAUUAGGGGGCGCUACUACUUCAUCAGCUGGGUUGCAUCAACGAUAUUUGCCUCACUGGCUAUGGUGUGUUACGCAGGAAAUACAGUUGUGAAUUUCAAAUCCUGGAGAUCAAAAAGUGGAGAGACAUAAGCAAAUGUUUUUAGUUUCUUUGCUUGUCUGUUUGUUUUUAUUAUCCCUGGGGGAUCGUUUCUGCGAACUGAAAGAAUUGCAUAAAAAGAGAAUUUUAUAUGUAGCAUCUUUCCUAUAUGUAAAACUUGAACUGUACACUACAGAAGAUUGCUCAUUUUAUUUUUCAUAUUAAUUAUUGAGGCAAAACAUAAAAAUCUUUGUUUAAACCCACGCUGUAUGGUAAGCCUAUAGUGUAAUGAUUUAUAUUCAGAGUUGUUAGAUUCAGUUUGAUGGGAAGUUUUAGGAUUUUGUCAUUUAUCCUUGCUUGUUUGAAUAAAAGGGGAACUAUUAUGUAAAAUUCACUUUUACAUGGUAUUUGUACACACAACCACCCCAUAAUGAUAAAAAUUCAUGUACUCCUUUAUUAUAUUCCCAAUUAAUCAUAAACAGUACCCUUACGAAAAAGAAGUUUAUUCAAGUGUGCUAUUAGUAUACUUCUUUUAAACUAAAUAGGAAAGUAUACUUUUAGUUUACUUUUUAUGUACUUCUCAAAAAUGGGCUUUAUGUACUUCUCAGAAAUAUACAUAAAAAAGUAUACUUGACUUAGAAAAAGUCUAAAUAUGUUUUAGCUAUACUUGUGCUCCUACAAUCCGUGUUUUCAUUAUUAUACGGUAGGGGACGCUAGUACACAUCUUCUGUACAGAAUUUCCGAAAAACACAAGUGAAGAAGAAACCAAAACAACAGAUACUUUCACAUGUAAUCGAUCAUCUGACAUAAAAAAGCAUCGAAACUGUGUAACGUUAUGGAAUAAUAUGUCAACCAAUGAAGAGGUAAUAAUGACUGUCAAGCUUUGGGUGUUGAUCGACUUCAUCUACGUUUUGAUUAUCAUUCUGAAUCUAAUUCAUAGUCUUCUUUUCAGCUUUUUGUUCAAAAUGUUGUUUAUUUCUCUAUUUUUUUAUUUAUGAAACUUAUCUACAUUCAAGUGUUUAAAAAAAGA
This is a messenger RNA of Onychostoma macrolepis, 1690 nucleotides long. It is a transcript of the gene cmtm8b, whose product is annotated as CKLF-like MARVEL transmembrane domain containing 8b. The record is from RefSeq and is a predicted model, not a curated record. Gene Ontology annotation, biological process: myelination. Gene Ontology annotation, cellular component: membrane. Gene Ontology annotation, molecular function: structural constituent of myelin sheath. Lineage: Eukaryota; Metazoa; Chordata; Actinopteri; Cypriniformes; Cyprinidae. The transcript has 4 exons. Bases 165 to 713 code for a protein of 182 amino acids.